Messenger RNA from Oxyura jamaicensis (ruddy duck), 1569 nucleotides. It is a transcript of the gene TRMT13, whose product is annotated as tRNA methyltransferase 13 homolog. The record is from RefSeq and is a predicted model, not a curated record. Gene Ontology annotation, biological process: tRNA methylation. Bases 31 to 1395 code for a protein of 454 amino acids. Lineage: Eukaryota; Metazoa; Chordata; Aves; Anseriformes; Anatidae. The transcript has 11 exons.
GCAGCGAGCGCAGGGGGCGCUGGGAACGAGAUGGCGGCGCCGGAGCCGGGCCGGUGCGCCUACUUCGUGGCGAGGAAGAAGCGCUUCUGCAGGAUGGUCCCGGCUCUCGGGAAGCGCUUUUGCGGGGAGCACGGGCACCAGGAGAAAGAAAAUGACAGGAAAAGAAUUCCAUGUCCUCUUGAUCCAAAACACACUGUAUAUGAAGACCAGCUACAAAAACACUUGAAAAAAUGCAAUUCAAGAGAGAAGCCAAAGCCAGUCUACUUUGUUCAAGAUAUUAAUGCAGGUUUAAAAGAUGUAGCAGAAAUACCAGAAAAACAAGUAACUCUCUCUUCCCUAUCCAAAGAAGAGCUAGAGAAUUUAAUUAUCAAGUUGAAAAAAGCAAGUAAUGGUCUGGAACUUGACCUUAAGGAACAAAUACUGUCUCACAAGGCUUUACAUGAAGCCUUAAAUGACCCAAAGAAUGGGGAAUCUGCUUUUAAACAUCUGAAACAACAGGCUUCCAUUUUAGGUAACAUGGAAAAAUUACAUUUGCUUGGUCCAGGAAGAUGUUUUAUUGAGUUUGGAGCUGGGCGAGGAAAGCUGUCUCAUUGGGUUGACGUUGCCUUACAGGAUGUCGAAGAUAUUCAAUUUUUGCUUGUGGAAAGGGCAACUACAAGAUUCAAGGUGGAUGGAAAACAUAAAAAGAGAGAUUCUGUAUUUGAAAGGCUUCAAGUUGAUAUUCAGCACUUAUGUUUAAAUAAGGUGCCUAUUUUGGAGAAGAAAAGACUACCUGUGGUAGGAAUUGGGAAACAUUUGUGUGGGGCUGCCACAGAUCUUGCUUUGAGAUGUUUGAUAGAAAGCUAUGCAAUUUGCUGUGAAGGAGAAAAUGAAGAGCCUGCAGCAAAACGUCCUAAGAAUGAUAAGACAGAAGUGGCUGCUAAGAGUUCAGCUGAUAACGAAAGGAACAAAGAUGACUUUAAGCCUGUAGCUGGAAUUGUUAUUGCACUGUGUUGCCAUCACAAAUGUGACUGGACGCACUAUGUAGGCAGAGAGUUCUUCAAAUCAGUAGGACUUGGACCAGUAGAAUUUCAUUAUUUUCAGAGAAUGAGUAGCUGGGCCACUUGUGGCAUGCGAGAAACCAUAACCUCUACUAAUGAAGAAAGUGAAGAUCACACUAACACAGAGGAACAUGACCAACCAUACAGCAAACCUGAGAGCGGUUUUGACACUCUACAAGGGCUACCAGUUGAAGAGCGAAAGGAGAUUGGUGCCCUCUGUAAACUGCUGAUUGAUCAUGGACGAAUCAAAUAUUUACAACAACGAGGAUACAGGGCUACACUACAGUAUUACACAGAGUCUGCUAUAUCCUUGGAGAACGUCCUGUUGACAGCUGUCCCAGAGCCAGCUACAUGACAGAAUAGAGAUUUGGAAUUGGUAGAGGACAAACUAAAGUUUAUCUAGAUCACUUAAAAAGCAGAUUCAGUGCUUACAAAAAAAAAGUUCUAGUCUUUCCUCUACUCAGGAAACAACUUUUCAGUUCCCAGUUUCACUUGGAAUUAAAAAUACACAAACCAGUUCUCAUUACUG